AUGACGAAACAGGAAGACCAUGAGACUUAUCUUCGGGUGGCCUUUGAAGAGGGACAGGAGCUUCCCCCUAUUCAAAUCGGCAAGCGAGUGUACCAGUGCUCUGAUAAGCUGGGAAGCGGUGGACAUGGGAUAGUUUUCCGCGCCGACUCUGGCAACAAACAGUUCGCAAUGAAGAUAUGCCUCUGCGAUCCUGACGAGCCAUGGCAAAGGCAGAUAUACAAGGAUGAAGUGGAUAUCCUUAAGAGUCUAGAUCAUCCCAAUGUGGUUCAGUACAUCGAUGACUUGCAAUCCGAGAACAUGACAAUCAUUGUCAUGGAAGAAUGUCAAGGAGGGAGUCUGGAGACCUUGCUUGAGGAUGCUUGGAAGAGUCACCACAGCACAAAGCUGUCGGAGGAGCAGGCCGCUCCACUCAUGGCAGGCGUAGUCCAAGUGCUCCACUACCUUCACACCAUUGGCCUUGUCCGCCAAGACAUUAAACUGGGCAACAUUUUGAUCGACGACAAUGGCAAUGCCAAGGUGGCCGACUUUGGCAAUGCCUACUAUGGGCAGAAUGGACGAAAGUUUAAUGACAAGGUCAAAACGGCGUAUCACGCCCCAGAGAUGGCGAAUACGGACGCGCUUAGCCCGGCCAUUGAUGCCUACGCCUUUGGAGCGACGUUAUACCGGCUCCUCGUUGGGAUUGCCAGGGCCACCUUCCUCAAUCUUUUGAGAACCUCAGGGGAGGAGGAUGAUGAUUAUGGCAACGAUACCGACAAUGUCGAUGACGAUGAUGCCGAGGUUAAGGUUGCCCAGGAUGUCCAAGCCGAGAAUGUCCAAGCCGAAGAUGUCAAGGGCGCCCAAGCCAAUGAGGGUGAUAAGGGCAAGGAAGCACAGGAAACCGCCAAGGAUGACCACGACACCACCAACGCCAAUAUCGCCGAGGAGAAGAUCAAAGACAAGGACAAGAAGUGCCUUUGUAUCGCUCACAUCUCAUCGGAUACCGACAACUACAACGCAUCAGAGUUGGUCAAUCAGGCACCUCUUCCCGACGCCAUCCGGUAA
Molecule: messenger RNA, 1041 nt
Organism: Linnemannia hyalina
Lineage: Eukaryota; Fungi; Mortierellomycota; Mortierellomycetes; Mortierellales; Mortierellaceae
Source: the annotation of a GenBank genome assembly